Miscanthus lutarioriparius is the source of this 1569-nucleotide messenger RNA. The record is from the annotation of a GenBank genome assembly. NCBI's taxonomy places the organism in Eukaryota, Viridiplantae, Streptophyta, Magnoliopsida, Poales, Poaceae.
AUGCCCGGGGGCGGCACCCUGCUCCACCGGCCACCCAGCGAUGGCGCGGAUGCCAUCGACUCGUUUGCACGGGCCGAGUUCUUCCUUCACACCCUUGUCCAGUUCUGGCUUGUCGGCGAUGACUUCUCCCCGCUCCCCAUGCAGACUUGCCAUGCACUCGGCCUGCGGUUACCUUCUCGUGCUCGUGCCGACUUGAGUGAGCGGCCACCAUCACCAGGCCUGGGUGAUGCAGUGAAGCUGCUUGUCAUGUACCUCAACUGCUGUGAUGGCCGCGCAUUAGUCGAUGCACGCAUGCCAUCUCCUCAAGGAAUGCCAGUGUCCAAUGGGCUCUGCGAUGCCCAGGUUGGGUUCUGGAAUCCGUUGAUACAGAGGCCUCUGUACCGGUUUGUACUAAGGACCUUCUUAUUCUGCCCCAUCGGUGCCGUGAUAAAAAAUGCAACACAAGUCUUCUCUGUGUGGUUGGCUUACAUGGAGCCAUGGAAAGUUACCCAACAGGAGCUGGAUGGGUAUGGCAAGCAGCAAGCCGGGGAUGAGAAGGUGCCACAAACAACCAAGAUGGUGUACAAUUCAUCGUGGAGGACUUAUGUUCUGUCAAAUUACCUGUUCUACAACUCGAUGAUUGUGCAUUUCCUGGGAUUUGCGCACAAGUUUAUCCAUUCUGAUGUUGCCUCAGUGCUGCUAAUGGUACACAAGGUGUUGGAGGUCUUGAGCUCUUCCCCGGAUUUAUUAGGUCUUCUCCAUGAAGUGGACGCUGCUUGUCACUCUAGGCUAGUGGCAUCAUCCCCAGCAUCUGAUGAGGUGUUGAAGUAUGUGCCAUCAAUCCGUGAACAGCUAAAGGACUGGGAGGAUGGUUUGUCAGAAAGUGAUGCAGAUGGGUCAUUGUUGCAUGAGCAUUGGAACUCUGAUCUAAGGCAUUUCCGUUAUGAUGAGAAUGGGGCUUAUAAUCUUCUUCAGCUACUUUUGAUCCGAGCAGAGUCAGAGAUACUACGCCUUCCUGGUGACACGCAACAAGCACUCCAGACGAUGGAUUCUAUCAAGUCACAGAUGAAAACAGCCUUCCAGGGCCACAUUGAAAGAAUUAAUGGGAAUACCUCGUUGGAGAAAUUACAUAAUCAACACCAUCAGGUGCGUGGGGAGGCAUUCACACCUAAGCAUCCCAGCUUGAGGAAGGGUUCUUGGGCUGAUGUUAAAUACAAAGGUGAGUGGAUGAAAAGGCCCAUCUCAGAGACUGAAGUGGCCUGGCUUGCAAGGAUUCUGAUCCGCCUCUCUGAUUGGUUGAAUGAUGCCCUGGGGCUUGACUGUGCUGAUGCUGAAGGUAGCCCUCCUGGCGCUACCUACGUUCAGUUUGAUGGCAACGAGCUGAACACGGUGGGCGGGCCAAAGCAUGCUGCAAGAAUGGCUCUUGGUGCUGUAUGUUCAUUGAUGGUGCUAGUGGGGCAAGCGGUACUGAAGUUGAUGAGGUCGCGCAGGGUGAAGAUCAGUCUGAGAGUUUUUGCUUCGAAGAAGCUGCUCUCAGCUGCUGUUUUGCUGUAUGCAGUGGUGGCUGUGACACGGAAUGUUUCACGCUGA